AUGAAAAAAAAUAAUAAUGGACAAACCGUCCUUCAUAAAGCAGCAUGUUAUAAUAGCAAAGAAACAGCGGAACUUCUUAUUUCACAUGGAAUAAAUAUCAAUGAAAAAAAUAAUUAUGGAGAAACCGCCCUUCAUAUUACAGCAGAAAAUAAUAGUAAAGAAAUCGCUGAACUUCUUAUUUCACAUGGUGCACAAAUAUAA
Messenger RNA from Trichomonas vaginalis G3, 201 nucleotides. Its product is annotated as cyclin-dependent kinase inhibitor 2C-related family. The transcript has a single exon. Gene Ontology annotation, cellular component: nucleus; cytoplasm. Lineage: Eukaryota; Parabasalia; Trichomonadida; Trichomonadidae. Gene Ontology annotation, molecular function: protein binding. Bases 1 to 201 code for a protein of 66 amino acids. The record is from RefSeq and is a predicted model, not a curated record.